AUGGCUAGAACACAACCACAAGCAAAGCGUAGACCAGCUGCAGUGAAAAAAUUACCAAGAUGGAUCACUCCAUCAACAACAAGCACACCCACGGCUAUAAAAACUAGACCUGGUGAUCCUAUAAGACCAUCAAAACCAAGAAGAUACAAACCUGGCACUGUAGCUUUAAGGGAGAUCAGACAGUAUCAAAGGACAACAAAUCUCCUUCUCAGAAAAUUGCCUUUUUCUAGAGUGGUUGCCAUGGAAAUACUUGAGCCAGAUUCUCAGGUGGGAUUUAGAUGGCAAUCAACAGCUAUUUUGGCACUUCAAGAAGCCACUGAAGCAUUUUUGAUUCAUUUAUUUGAGGAUGCAAAUUUGUGUGCCAUCCAUGCUAAAAGAGUUACAUUAAUGCAAAAAGAUAUUCAGUUGGCCAGAAGAAUUAGAGGAGUAUGGGGAGGACUUGGAUAG
This is a messenger RNA of Entrophospora candida, 447 nucleotides long. NCBI's taxonomy places the organism in Eukaryota, Fungi, Glomeromycota, Glomeromycetes, Entrophosporales, Entrophosporaceae. The record is from the annotation of a GenBank genome assembly.